GGUGAACAUGUAAAUAACCGCUUGAGGACUCUCGGUGUGUCAGAAGAGUGUGGGGUAAAUUCCCUGUGCUUCGGGGGGUUUCCAAGAGGAUUUCCCCAGCGUUAGGUAAUUCAAUAUUCAGAAUAUCUAUACGCAAAGGUGAAAUUUGUUUACAAACAAAAGCCUGUAUUUAAACCAGUAUUUAAAUACUUUAAAUACACAUUAAAAGCUAAAUGUCUGCCAAAUAUACAGUAGGUAAAGCAGACAGGUCUGAGUUGGUCACGUGCUACACACGUGAUAUUCUCGACCUAUUAAGCAAGUGGUUUAUUUACUAGCUUCACGCCUAAAGCGCUGUAGAAAUAACGUUAAAAUUGAGUUCUACAAAAGCAAGUUCCUCAAAAUGGCCUUGUCGUCGCUCCAUGACGAAAAUGACACUGACGUAACGUGGUUAGGAGGCAAAAAUGCGGAAUCGGUGCGUUUUUAUAAAGAUUACGGAUGAGAAAGAGCGACAUAGGUCGCGUUCGCUGUCUUUUAUCGACGUUUCGAUGUUUUUUUAAAUAAAGAUCUUAAGGGUUAUUACUUACCACAAAUCGCUACAGUAAAUAGAAUCCGUGCUGUCAUUAUCAGCAACCUCAGAGAAGUGCUCGGUGACGCCACCUAUUUGCUUUUUUUUUUGUUUGGGAUUCCCCAAUAUCUUGGUUUCAUUUUUUGGUCGAGUAUUAAAAGGGAGAGUAGUAAAGUGCACUUCUGUCUGUCUCACUGCCAUGGGAAAUAAUAAUGCUUUGUCCUUAAUCCUGCUCCUCACAUUUGGUGUAGGAGUCAGAAGUAAUGAUAGCAGGAUGAAUCGUGUGACCCAAUCUAUCUGUGGUGAAGAUGCACUUCUGCACUGCUUGGCCAAGUCCAAGCCUGGAGUCCAGUACAAGUCAGUCAUCUGGUACAAGGUCAGUGAUGCUCCCUCUCGCCUGUUAACUGGGCUAGUGCUGAAGAAGCUUUCCCAUCAUAACGACACUGUUCAUAGAUACAAAGGCGUGCAGCAAGAUGUAAUGCUGUUAGCGGAUUCACACAGCCUUGUUUUGCCUAAUGUGACGCUUCAGGAUUCUGGGAGAUAUCUGUGCUUAUUGUCUGCUCCUGUUGGUCAUCAGCAUCAGGAGGGAGAGAUUGAUCUCAUGGUCUAUGAUGGUUACAAUAAUGAUGUUGGAACAUCAAAUUACCAGGAUACAUUUUAUGAAAUACUGGCCAUUACUUUACUUAUAGUGGCCUUGCUGAUGCUGUUUGUAAGUUAUAAAACACUGAAGAACACAUUAUUAAAACACAAAAGCAAGUUCUCAAAAGAAACAUCGAAGAAAAUACAUCAAAUGAAACACUCAAUCAUUAAAAUGGAAUCCAAAGGAAUUGUAUGCAGCAUUUUACCGCAGCAAUAUGUGUGACAAAAUCAUCAUGGUCUCAUCCAGUCACAGAAGAGGAAGGAGAAGUGAUUAAUGAAUGUAUGAACGCAUGAAUGUAUGAAAAAUGGUGCUAUGUGGACAUUAUCUAAUGAGCAGAUAUAGUUCAGAAGUAAAAGUGAAUUUUGGACAUGUAUGGUGUUCCUUCCAGAGGUACUGAGGAGGAGGAGAUUGUGGAGAAGACUGAGGUGGCGUUAUCCUGCUGAAUUGUACUAUGUAUCAUUGCUUUAAUUUAUUUAAGCUAAACGUUUCAACUUAAAUUUUGCACAGUUAUACAGAAAAGGCAAAACUUGGAUGAUGAAUAUAAAAUGUGCAAAUUCGGUACCAAAAGCAUUUUUAAAAUGGAUUCUAACUUCUAGCUCUGGCACCACAUUUGUGUGUAUAGUGGAAAUUUGCCAGGAUGAUUAGAGGAGAGGAGCUGGGCAGGUGUUAGUACACAUUAUAUUUUCUUUUUAUGUCUUGGUGUUAUAAUUGUCUGUAUAAGGCCUGUGCGAUGGGUGUUGAAUUAACCUAUGACUGAGAAAGUUCCUGUGUUUUUGUGUUCUCAUUGUCAGUAGAAUAUUUCUUAUUUUAAAAUUAUGCAGUAAUUGUUAUACCUUUUGGCCCAUUUUAAGGGCUAUUUUUGCACUAAUGACUUAAUUGAUUGUAUUAAUAAUAAAAAUAAUAAUAAUGACGACAAUGACAAUACUAAUAUUAAUUCUCUCUUUUUUAAUAUGCUUACUUGCACAUUAUUGUUGUUGAUUCUAUUGUCAUUGUUUAUUUUUUAUUGUUAUUGCAUUUACACUACAUGUGGCAGUCUGGGUAAAUUUGCAGAAUAAAUUAAUAAAUAGAUUAA
Messenger RNA from Silurus meridionalis, 2256 nucleotides. It is a transcript of the gene cd83, whose product is annotated as CD83 molecule. The transcript has 5 exons. The record is from RefSeq and is a predicted model, not a curated record. NCBI's taxonomy places the organism in Eukaryota, Metazoa, Chordata, Actinopteri, Siluriformes, Siluridae. Bases 744 to 1406 code for a protein of 220 amino acids.